AUGCCCAGCCGUCUGCUGAGGAUAGACGGCACAGCCAGCAGCACGGCCCAAGCUGUCAGCGGGACGGUGACGCUCAUCGAAACAGCGGCUGCGGCUGCGGUGCCAUACGUCGCGCUGAGCUACUGUUGGGGCCCCUACACGGCGGACAUCCGGACCACCGUCGCGGCGAACCUGCGCGAGCACAUGCACGGCAUCGCCGUGGCCGCGCUGCCGCGCACCGUGCAGGACGCCAUCCUCGUAGUGGCCAGGCUGGGCGUGUCGUACAUCUGGGUCGACGCGCUGUGCAUCGUCCAGGACGACCCAGCUGAUUGGACGCGCGAGGCCGCCACCAUGGUCGACGUGUACGCGCACUCGCACUUCACCAUCAGCGCCAAGGGCCCGGACUCGUGCCACCAGGGCUUCCUGGGGCCGCAGCUGUUCGGGGCGCCCGAGUGGCAGCGGCCCGUCCCCGUCGACGCUGUGCCGAGCGUCGUCCUCAGCGGCGGCGGCGCGCGGCCCAACCAGAAGAUCAUGGUGCGCGGCGGGCGGGUCGACCACGCGGACUCGGCGGCUCGGCGCUUCGCCCUCGACACGCGCGGGUGGUGCCUCCAGGAGACGGUGCUGCCGCGGCGCCGGCUGGUCUUCGACGGCUGCGAGAUGUCAUGGCACUGCCUCGAGUGCGCGCUGUGCGAG
Messenger RNA from Lasiosphaeria miniovina, 672 nucleotides. RefSeq names its product heterokaryon incompatibility protein-domain-containing protein. The record is from RefSeq and is a predicted model, not a curated record. NCBI's taxonomy places the organism in Eukaryota, Fungi, Ascomycota, Sordariomycetes, Sordariales, Lasiosphaeriaceae. The annotation marks the transcript as partial. The transcript is spliced from 2 exons.